This is a messenger RNA of Coregonus sp. 'balchen', 14782 nucleotides long. The record is from the annotation of a GenBank genome assembly. NCBI's taxonomy places the organism in Eukaryota, Metazoa, Chordata, Actinopteri, Salmoniformes, Salmonidae.
ACCCCUGUUUGACCUCUCAGAGAGCGGAUCCUUGGGGAUGGGAGGUCUAACCGGUCAGGUAGUGUGUCCAGUCAGAACUUCCCAGUGAGGCUAACGGUUCAGAUCGUCAGAGACCCGGUGUUGGACUCCAGCGGUCAUGGGUUCACCCUCUCCAAACAGCACCCCCUGCUGGUCAGGGACGUGGCUACAGGUACGCUGUGUGUGUGUGUUGUUGUUGUUGUUGUUAUGGAACUGACUAGACAGCCUACACUGUACUUGCUAAGUCUAGGGGUUCUAGGUUUGCCUAAUGGUUAUGUAACUUGAAUGAAUGUGUCCAUUAAUGUGACAAGUAAGCAAAUGUGACCAGGUGUUGAAUGCAUGUACCCAGGAGACAGCUGCCUUACCUAGGUCCAGGGCCAGCUCUGCCUUAACUCCUUUUGAUUGGCCAGUGCAAGUGGAUUAUUAUUUCUUCAGAUGGUGACUAAACAAAUAUGUACAAAAAGGAAAAAUACCAAUGGCAUGUCCAAACUAAAGACUCAACAACAAACGAAAGGCCUCAUGGCCACCAAACAAACAAUCAGCUUCACGGCUUGCAAGCUGGGACACUGACUGACCAACCCCUUAUUUGGCAGCACCUGCCCAUAUCAAGGCUUGGCAGCACAACACUUGGUUGACCUGGUUGCUGGCUGCUGGCUGAGUGCUGUAGUGUGCUGUCUAAACCUAUUCCAUAACAGUGUGUGUGUGUUUGUAUUAGGACUUGAUGCAGUAGUACAUAUCAGUGAUUUUUUAUCUAUGACGCUGUUUCUGUAAUUGAAAUGUGUGUCUACGUCCCAGUUUUUUUUUUAAUGGUAUGUCUAUGUCUGUAAGUUGUUAUGUCUGAUAUUUGUCUCAAACAUUGUUCCCCUCUGCUGCUGUCUUGGUUGGACCAGGUCUCGCUUGAAAAAUAGAUAUUAUCUCAAUGAGACUAACCUAAAAUAAAUAAAAUGUGUCUCAGAGAGAGAGAAUGCUCUCACUCAAAUAUGGCCACCGGCUUCCUCAUGCCACAGUAGACUCGCCCACAGAGAGAGAGAGAGAGAGAGAAUGCUGUCCCUCAAAUAUGGCCACCGGCUUCCUCAUGCCACAGUAGACUCGCCCACAGAGAGAGAGAGAGAGAGAAUGCUGUCCCUCAAAUAUGGCCACCUGCUUCAUCAUGCCACAGUAGACUCGCCCACAGCAAGACAGAUUUAGGCUCGCACGACCAUGCACACACACACACACACAAACACGUGCCCAUGCGCACACACACACCAACCCUCUCCUGGCAUUUAGAAUGCCAGGCACCGUGCCAAAAAAGCCACAUAAACAAAAGAGCCACCUGCUCAUCCUUUUCAGAUUUGAUCACUCAUCCUCCCUUCAUUUAUGUGGAGAAACACACGCACACCCGCACACACACACACAGCCUUGCUGAGCUGUGUCUUUUCUCUAGCAACAGCUGAUCAGUACCCUGCUGCCCCCAGCCCAAUAAUCACAACCUUCUGCCAGAGAGAGGGGGGGGUAUGAAAAAAGAGAGAGAGAGAGAGAGAGAGAGAGAGAGAUGGGGUGUGGGACAGAGAGGGAGAAGAGAGAAAGAAGAAGAGAGGUGGGGGGUGUAAAAGAGACCGAGAGAGAGAGAGAGAGAGACAGACAGAGAGAGAGAGAGAGAGAGAGGGAGGGAGUGAGCCAGAGUGAGAGGCAGAGAGAGAGUAAGAGACAGAGCGAGAGUUUGAAGGGAGGAGGGGCAACACCUGAGGGAAUCAGUAAGGUCCUGGCAGAGCAGCAGAGGAAGAGGGAGGGAGGGGGGAGGAAGAGGGAGGGGGGGGAGGAAGAGGAGAGGGGGGGGGGGGGGGGAGGAAGAGGGAGGGGGGGGGGGGGGGGGGGAGAGGGGGGACUGAGUGGAGCGCAGGUUGACGUUUAUUUUCAUGAAUCUUUUCCUGGAGGCAGUACUGAGUGAUUUCCGCUAAAAUUGGCUAUAUUGUAAAAAUGAAUUAAAACAAAAACUAGCUUUUUGGUCUUAAUUUAAGGAUUAGGGUUAGGCAUUGAAGGCGCUGCAUGGUCAAUCCGACUUCUGCAUUGGCUGUGCAGCAUUUACAGUGAUAUGGGCUCUGCAGAAGUCAGGGCAUUCAUACUUCUUGCGCUUCGCGGAGCAGCGCAGAGCUGUUGUGAAGGAAGUUGUCAAGGAAGUGAGUUUGUGUUUAUACAGGACCUCCUGCCCUCAACUACCGUCAACCAAUCAUGUCAAUGCGGAGCUAUACGGAGCCCUCCGCUGUAAGGGUUGGUGUGAGGUGUGUCCCAGGUGCGGUGCAGGAUAGACAGUAGGCAGUAGGCAGAGAUGGUGAAACAAGGAUCUUUACUUGUGGUCCCAAAGCCAGGAUACAAAAUAACAGUCACGAUAAAAUAAAGGAGGAGCAAGUUGGUCUCCAAAAACAGGCUGACAGCAAAAAUACGAAAUACUAACUACAACUGAAACAACAAUGAAACAGGGAGAACACUUCUCAAGUACCUGUACAUACCUCUCGCAAUCAGACACUGAUUCGUACUGCUUCGCAUCGAGAAACUAGCAGAGAAAACUGAGCAAGGGAACACAGGGAAGUGAGGGCAUAAAUACACAGGUGAACAGGUAGACACAGGUGACACCAAUAAGAUAAUGAUUAGUCCAGACUGUGAGUGAGGAGGUGCCUAAGGUUGUCGGAGGAGGACACCUAGUGGGUUGCUCCGGAACUGCGACCCCCUCCUGUAACACUCUGCAUUGUUACACAAUUUGAGAGGCGCACGGCGAUGCGAUACAGAGUUCAAUUUGGCCUCUGCAUGCCUCCGGAGGCUCCGCAAUUGCGUCACACCCUCCAUACGGCACCUCCGACCACAUUUUCGGAUCAAGGAUAAAUUGGCUCUUAGGGUUAGAAGUGUGGUUAAGGUCAGGAUUAAGGUUAGGGUUAGGUUUAAAAUCAGAUUUUAUGACUUUGUGGACUGUGCCAGCUAGUAACCCACUCUGCAGAGCUGUGUCCAGAAUUGUCCAAUAUUGUAGGGAUCAGGGUAUUGACAGCGUUGUCACAAAGCACAGAAGGGGUUGGCAGACCUGGGGUUGUGAAAGAGGGAGCGAGAGAGUGAGUGUGGUGUGAGUGUGUGACAGUGCCAUAUUGCUGUCAGUGGUAUGGAGAGUGGGUUCAGGGACAGGGCUUUGCUGGGCAGGCUUUGCUGUGUGUGUGGGGGGGUGUGGGUGUGUAAGGAGAGAGAGAGCGAGAGAGAGGGGGUAGCAGAGAAACUGCUGUGCCUCUGUCCUGCUCUCUGGCCUGAAGACAAAUGAGUAUAAAUAACCAACCAAAGCAAGCAGAGAGGCUGGCAGAGAGCCUGGGAGAGCGGCUGGCAGAGAGUCUGGCAGAGAGGCUUGUAGAGAGGCUGGCAGAGAGGCUUGUAGAGAGGCUGGUAGAGAGGCUGGCAGAGAGCCUGGGAGAGAGGCUUGUAGAGAGUCUGGCAGAGAGGCUUGUAGAGAGGCUGGCAGAGAGUCUGGCAGAGAGGCUUGUAGAGAGUCUGGCAGAGAGGCUUGUAGAGAGGCUGGCAGAGAGGCUUGUAGAGAGGCUGGUAGAGAGGCUGGCAGAGAGCCUGGGAGAGAGGCUUGUAGAGAGUCUGGCAGAGAGGCUUGUAGAGAGGCUGGCAGAGAGUCUGGCAGAGAGGCUUGUAGAGAGUCUGGCAGAGAGGCUUGUAGAGAGGCUGGCAGAGAGGCUUGUAGAGAGUCUGGCAGAGAGGCUUGUAGAGAGGCUGGCAGAGAAGCUGGCAGAGAGGUUGGUAGAGAGGAUGGUAGAGAGCCUAGCAGAGAAGCUUGUAGAGAGGCUGGCAGAGAGGCUGGCAGAGAGGUUGGUAGAGAGUCUGGCAGAGAGGCUGGCAGAGAUUGGUAGAGAGGAUGGUAGAGAGGCUGGCAGAGAGGCUGGUAAUAAUGUUAACCCCUCAUGCCUCCCCAGGGGAGCGACUGUAAGCACAUGUGACUGUGUUGAAUUAUAUAACAAAUGUUAUCUUCUGUGUGUGUGCGCACGUGUGUGUGUAGGUGGCCCAGCGGAUGGCAUACUGUACCCUGGAGACCAGGUAUUACAGAUGAAUGACCUGGUGGUAGAUGAUCUCAGCUAUGAACAGCUGCAAGACAUCACCAGGUAACUAACGUUGUAUUUUCUCUCUUUAUUCCCUCUGUCCCUUACUCAAUUUUUUCCCUCUAUUUCUCAGUCUCUAUAUUCUAACUAGACAGUAGAGUAGUUAGUCAGGUUACUGGGACUCCCUUCCAGUGUAUCCAGUUCUGAAAGCAUACUUUCAUUUGUGUGAUUGUGUGUGCGCGCGCGUGUGUGCAUGUGUGCUUGUGCGUGUGUGAGUUUGAGCGUGUCAGGUCAAAUGUCAGUGUAGUGAAAAUGCACACAUGACAGCUGGACAGAAACAUCUUGUCUCUGUGUUUCUUCAGGGACUUGGAGGACUCUGUCACAAUGACAAUCUUAAGGCACAUGACAGUAAGUGUCUGUCUGUGUGUGUGUGGUGUGUGUGUGUGCGUGUGCAUAUUUGAAUGUGUGUGUGUUAAUGAUGACAUAACGUUGUCUUCCUGUGUGUCAGGGUCCUAAGUCGUCCAUCAUGUCGGCGGAGAAGAGGGCUCGUCUGAGGAGUAACCCGAUCAAAGUGCGCUUCGCAGAGGAAGUGGUCGUCAACGGUCACACUCAGGUCAGGACCUCACACACAUUCUCUCUGGUGUUCUCUAUCCCUCUCUCUCUCUCUCACUCUCUCUCUCUCUCUCUCUCUCUCUCUCUCUCUCCUCUCUCUCUUUCUCUCUCUUUCUUUCUCUCUCUUUCUCCCCUCUCUCUCCUCUCCCCCUCUCUCCCCCUCUCUCUCUCUCUCUCUCUCUCUCUCCCUCUCUCCCUCUCUCUCUCUCUCUCUCUCUCUCUCUCUCUCUCUCUCUCUCUCUCUCUCUCUCUCUCUCUCUCUCUCUCUCUCUCUCUCUCAUUCUCUUAUUCUCUUGUUCCUGCAGGGAAACUCUCUUCUGUUUCUGCCCAACGUUCUGAAGGUCUACCUGGAGAACGGACAGACCAAGGCCUUCAAGUUCGACGCUACCACCACCAUCAAGGUACGGAUAUAACAUGUCUAACAUUUUACCUACAAAUAUCACUCAUGCUUGUAAACCUGUGUCGUCUGCAUGACUCAGUAGCCCACUAGCGCUAACACAAGUAUUCAGUUGUCAAGCAACAUUAAGACAACAAAACGAUACAAAAUACCUAACUGUGUUGUUUUGUUGCAGGACAUCGUUCUGACUCUGAAGGACAAGUUGUCUAUCCGCUGUAUUGAGUACUUUUCUCUGGUGCUGGAACAGCAGUACAGUAUCACCAAGCUUCUGCUGCUGCACGAGGAUGAGCUUAUACACAAGGUGAGGAGAACACACACACACACAACACACACACGUGCAACCUCACCCACACAUGCAAUCACACACACAUCUCACCCACACAUCCAACCUGUGUAACCAGUGCAGUCAGUCAAACAAUAUUUAUCUCUAAAUCACGGGUCUCCAAAAGGUAGAUCGUGAGCUACUGUAAACUGUCAUAAACAUAAAGCUCCCGGCUACUGUCCAAUCAAAGCCACAUUGACAUUUUCCCAGCCCUGGUUAGCCACUAUUGGCUUAAAAAGCCAAAUGUAACACAAUAUCUACCAAUUAAUUUCCAGCAAUGUUUGGUCACCUCAAUAUAACCCUGUGUAACAUGCAUGUGUUUGGUCACCUCAAUAUAACCCUGUGUAACAUGCAUGUGCUUGGUCACCUCAAUAUAACCCUGUGUAACAUGUAUGUGUUUGGUCACCUCAAUAUAACCCUGUGUAAUGUGAAUGUUUCUCCAGGUGGUGCAGAAGAAGGAGAACAGCAGCCAUGACUACAGGUGUCUGUUCAGGGUGUGUUUCAUUCCCAGAGACCCCCUGGAGCUGCUACAGGAAGACCCCACCGCCUUCGAGUACCUCUUCCUCCAGGUGAGUAGCUAGCCACAUCUACCUGUAGGCCUAGACUACCAUCUUUAGUGUCUGUAACUAGUCUGCCUAUACUUUCACCUGUACUUAUAGCCAUGAGACCCUGUUUAACUGGCACACAGGUGAGCAGUGUUGGCUGUAAUAGAGGAGUCUCCUUCGGCUGAGAAUCAGAGUUUAUUUACAGGGAGGAGCUUACGAGUCUUUUUGUAGAGUAAAACUUUAUUUGGAAGCUACUGCGCUGCGUACAGAACUCAACAUCGUUGAGAUAAGUUGAGUUUCCUUUUAGGCCUAUUUGGCGGGGAAAGUGUGAAGCGAGCUGUAGCCUAUUGCCUGUUUCUGUUUAUGAGUCUUUUAUUAAAGAAUGUGAAACAAUGUGACUAUUUCAUUAAAUAAUGUAGCAGUUCUUUAGGCUAUGGCCUAAAAUACAUUUGUUCAUAUGGGCAGAAUACUGGUAAAUCUUUUAGUCCCGUUUGCUUUCUCUGUUAAAUCUUCUAGACCUUGUUGUAAAUCAAGCAGACAAUAGCAGAUGAUCAACAUAAAUUUAGGGGUAUUGGAUUGGAUCCAAUGUGGAUCACAACUUCACUGGCACAACGAAAAGGACAUCAACAUAUUCUGGACAUUCUUCCGAACACCAUUUUCCCGCACUGGAUGUUUUUGCAUCGCCUCCAUAUCACAAAACUGUUUGUCACUUGACUGGAUCUGCUGAUGAUGGUCGACAAUACCAGUAUGCCUAGCUAAACAGCUGGAUACCAAAUGCGCAUCCAACAAGUAGGUCUAUUAGUCUACUAUACUCAUAGCCUAUUGAAGAACCACAGAAGUUAGGUUACUCUUUCGGUUAGAAGCAUUCGAUAUUGCAAUCGCAUACAUCAUUUUGGAUUUGUGUAUCAUUUUGGAAACUGUAUUCACUGCGUAGCGUAAAAUAUCCAGAUGAACAUUUGAUAAAGUGGUGCUGCCAUUAAUAGUGCACCAUCUCAUGUCUCGAUUUUGUCUCCUGAUGGCCCAUAAGUGGUCGGAAGGAAAUAUCAAGGAAAUAUCAAGGAAAUAUCAUAGGCCUAGUUUUAUUAUAUAUCGAUAAUUAGAUUCUAUGGCGCAAAUUGAAAGAAAAUGAAUUAGGUUUAAAUAACUUUUCUUUAUAUGUGCAUAAGUAGGCUUAUGGAUGACAUUUUUCAAGUUAUUCGCCCAACCCUGUUUUAUUUAUUCUAUCUAAAAGGAAGGCAACUAAUGCAGCACAUUUGUAUUUAUUUAUUUUAUACAAUAUUCUGCCCAUAUGAACAUAUCAACGAAUUUACCACCAGCCAGCCGUCGUUCCCUAGCCAAUCGCGCACACGUGGUCGACAAAGGAGUUCGCUUUUGCUGCAGCCUUCGCUGUAAAAUAUAAUGUAUGGCGGCGGUACUUCACAGGGAGGGAUUAUAGCCAAACCUGUGUCAGUGUGAUUUAUUGUAGAGGAAAUACAAUUUGUUUCAUACCUUGUGUGUGUAUCUUUCUGCCUGUGUGUUUGUGUGUUUCAUGCUGUGUGUAUAUAUAAUGCUGAAUGUGUGUGUAUAACGCUCUCUGUGUCUGUGUUUGUGUUGUCAGAGUGUUGGGGACGUUCUACAGGAGAGGUUUGCGGUGGAAAUGAAGUGUAACACUGCACUGCGUCUGGCUGCCCUGCACAUGCACGAGAGACUGGACAGCAUAGGCUCCACCCGGACCUCUAUCAAGAGCAUCACGUGAGACACACACACACACACACACACACACACACACACACACACACACACACACACACACACACACACACACACACACACACACACACAAACAAACAUUGAUAUUGUCUCCUGUGUGUACUGUGACAGGAAAGAGUUUGGUCUGGACAGCUUCAUCUCUCCCACUCUGCUCAGUAACAUGAGAGAGAAGGACCUGAGGAAAGCCAUCAGCUACCACCUCAAGAAGAUCCACUCACUGCUGGAGCCACGACAGAAGGUAUGGCGGGAGGGAGAAGGGGAAAGGGGAAAGGGAGAGGGGAGAGAAAGGAGGGAGAGAUUAUACGUGCAAUACCUUUUUCUUGUUGUCGUCAAUGUUGUCGUCAUUGUCGUUCUCGUUCUCUCUCUCUACCUCUCCCUCUCCCUCUCUCUCCCAGGUGAUCUCAGCCACUCAGGCCCGGCUGGCCUACCUCACCCAGCUUGGAGAGCUCAUCUCCUACGGGGGCCGCUCCUACACAGCCACCAUGAUGGUUAGUGUGUUUGAAACAACUUACAAAGGAUCAUCACAGCUGUCAAUCAUUCUCUGACUCUGCCCCAAUUUAGAGAGCUGUUAUUGGCUGGACAGGAUUGACCACCCCCAUUCUGGCCUCGUUUCACCCUGUGAUGAUUCAGUAUGCAUCUCAGACUGUAUCUACUUCUUUCUUCCUUUCACCCCUCUUCCCUUUCUCUCUCUCUCCCUACCUCUCUUCCUCUUUUUCCUCUCCCUCUCUCUCCCCAUCCCCCUUUAUCUUUGCCCCUCUGUCCUCCUCCCCCUCUGUUCUUCUCCGUCCUCCUCCACCCCAGUUGCAGGACCGGGAGGCGCUGGUCAGUCUGUUGGUGGGAGCGCGCUACGGCCUGAGUCAGGUGGUCAACCACAAGCUCAACAUGGUGUCCACCCUGGUAGACUUCAGCAGCAUCAGUAGAGUGGAGCUGCUCUCUGAGUCGGACAGAGUCAGCCUGCUACGCAUCUCACUGCACGACAUUAAGGUAGGAUACCAUACACACUGUACAGUCCAUUCAGAAAGUAUUCAGACCCCUUGACUUUUUCCACAUUUUGUUACGUUACAACCUUAUUCUAAAAUUGAUACAAUAGCCCCCCCCCCCCCCCCCCAUCAAUCUACACACAAUACCCCAUCAUGACAAACCAAAAAUAGGUUUUUCGAUUUUUUUGCAAAUGUAUUAAAAAUAAAAAACUGAUAUCACAUUUACAUAAGUAUUCAGACCAUUUACUCAGUACUUUGUUGAAGCACCUUUGGCAGAAAUUACAGCCUCAAGUCUUCUUGGGUAUGAUGCUACAAGCUUUGCACACCUGUAUUUGGGGAGUUUCUCCCAUUCUUCUCUGCAGAUCCUCUCAAGCUCUGUCAAGUUGGAUGGGGAGCGUCGCUGCACAGCUAUUUUCAGGUCUCUCUAGAGAUGUUCGAUCGGGUUCAAUUCCGGGCUCUGGCUGGGCUCAAGGACAUUCAGAGACUUGUCCCGAAGCCACUCCUGCGUUGUCUUGGCUAUGUGCUUAGGGUCGUUGUCCUGUUGGUUUUCAUCAAGGAUCUCUCUGUACUUUGCUCUGUUCAUCUUUCCCUCGAUCCUGACUAGUCUCCCAGUCCCUGCCGCUGAAAAACAUCCCCACAGCAUGAUGCUGCCAACGCCAUACUUCACCGUAGGGAUGGUGCUAUGGUUCCUCCAGACGUGACGCUUGGCAUUCAGACCAAAGAGUUCAAUCUUGGUUUUAUCAGACCAGAGAAUCUUGUUUCUCAUGGUCUGAGAAUCUUUAGGUGCCUUUUGGCAAACUCCAAGCGGGCUGUCAUGUGCCUUUUACUGAGGAAUGGCUUCCGUCUGGCCACUCUACCAUAAGGCCUGAUUGGUGGAGUUCUGCAGAGAUAGUUGUCCUUCUGGAAGGAACUCUGGAGCUCUGUUAGAGUGACCAUCGGGUUCUUGGUCACCUCCCUGACCAAGGACCUUCUGCCCCGAUUGCUCAGUUUGGCAAGGGCGGCCAGCUCUAGGAAGAGUCUUGGUGGUUCCAAACUUCUUCCAUUUAAGAAUGAUGGAGGCCACUGUGUUCUUGGGGACCUUCAAUGCUGCAGAAAUAGUUUUUGGGACACUUCCCCAGAUCUGUGCCUCGACACAAUCCUGUCUCGGAGCUCUACAGGCAAUUCCUUCGACCUUCGGUUUUUGCUCUGACAUUCACUGUCAACUGUGGGACCUUAUAUAGACAGGUGUGUGCCUUUCCAAAUCAUGUCCAAUCAAUUGAAUUUACCACAGGUGGACUCCAAUCAAGAUGUAGAAACAUCUCAAGGAUGAUCAAUGGAAACAGGAUGCUCCUGACCUCAAUUUCAAGUCUCAUAGCAAAGGGUCUGAAUACUUAUGUAAAUAAUGUCUUUAUUUAUUUAUAAAAACCUGUUUUCGCUUUGUCAUUAUGGUGUAUUGUGUGUAGAUUGGUGAGGAAAUGUUUUGAUUUAAUCCAUUUUAGAAUAAGGCUGUAACGUAACAAAAUGUGGAAAAAGUCAAGGGGUCUGAAUACUUUGCACUGUAUAUGAUACACAUACACACACACAGAGAUCACACACACACUCUCUCAGACACACAUGUUUGCUCAUAGCUAUGCUUAGUUCACACACAAAUACAUUGGAUGGAAAAUACAACAUGCAUUCUCUCUUCCUACUCCCCUCUCUCUCUCUCUCUCUGUCUGUCUGUCUGUCUGUCUGUCUGUCUGUCUGUCUGUCUGUCUGUCUCUCUCUCUCUCUCUCUCUCUCUCUCUCUCUCUUCCUCUUUCUCUCUCUCCGUCUCUCUUCCCCCUCUCUCUCCAGCCUUUUGCCUUACUGAUGGACUCUCUGGCAGCCAAAGACUUGGCGUGUCUACUGGGGGGCUACUGCAAGCUCCUGGUGGACCCCAGAGUGUGUGUGUUCCGUCUGAGACGCCCCAAGGUGCGGGUGCACAGGAUACCUGCUGAGGAAGGUGUGUGUGAAGGGAGGUUCGCCGUUAUAGAGGGAGUUUGCUAUGAAUCGCUGACAAGUGAGCAUCAAUGUUUAACUAUAAUUUUUCCUUUUUGGCAUUGAUCAUACUAUUUAUUUUGGCGUGGAUAUCAGCCAGUAUGGAUAGUUGAUACAGAUCAAACAUAUUCAUUUGAGACUACUAUUAUUAGUAUAGUAAAAUGUAUGUAACUGAGAAAAAAACGUUUUAGUUUUUUGUCAUUCCCAGGCUAUGUGUCCCGCUGCUGUAGUGACUCCGAUGACUCGUCAGACGAGGACUACCCCGCCGAGCCUCCACCGACGCACACCCGCAAACGCCACACACCCGCCAGCAAAGACAGGGAGGGGUGGAGGAGAGAAGAGGAGGAGCAGAGAGGAGCGGAGGGAAAGAAAGAGAGAGCUGAGAUAGAAGACGAAGAGAAACAAGAGGUGAAGAUCAUUGUGACGUCAGAGAAGGACAUGGAAGUAGAGGAAGAGAACGGAAGGGAAGUGAGAGGAAGAGAGAUAAAUCUAGGAAGUAAAGCUAACAUAGGAACAGUGGAACAGGACAUGGUGCUGGACACUAACUGGUACCACACAGACCCGCGGGUCAACAGUAGCUUCUCCAGCCUGUCCAGUGGCUCUCUGAGGGCUGCCUUGGAGGAGAGCAGCGCUGCAGCUCCAGCCAGAGGAGGAGGCCCAGCCAAGGCCUCCUCUCACGUGGUCGCCCUGCGCGAGGACAGCCCCUCUCUCCGGUCCCAACGGCCGACUCAGGGGAUCACCACCCUGGAUGUCCACCACCCGUUCCUCCUGGAGGUCACAGCUCCCUCUCCUCAGUGUCAGAGAGCGGGCGCCGCCGGCAGCACGGCCUCCGCGCCCGUACGCCCCACCAACCUGAGUUACCGUAGCAAUGACAGCUCGUGCCUGUACUUCAACGAGCUCUCCAAGGGCAGCUACCUCCCCAGCCCCCCCGAGGCCACCAGCGACGAGGAGGAGACGGAGGAAGUUGAGGAUGACGAUGAUGAGGAGGAACUGAGACGGCUCUCUAAGAUACCUAGUCACAUAGACCUGCGCCUCAUCGACAAGAUCUGUGCCCAGUCUAACAAAACUGCUUCCAACAACAAGUUAGACAUCCCCAGAAUCAUCCCCAACCACACCUCCUCCUGUGAAAAGAGGGCGGCUUGUAGCUCCACCCACAAAGGGGAGGAGAGUCUAUCAAGUCACUCUGGAGAUUCCGGGCCUUUCCUAACGCCGUCCCCUAACGCUCCUCCUCCUGUUGCUAGGGAAAGUGCCUCAGAGUCAGACGAUGAGUUCUUCGAUGCCCAGGAGCGGUUCACUCCUCCAGUUCCUCCUGAUGGCACAGGUGGGUUGUUGACUUCUUCACUGACAGAGUAACUGUGUACAGAACUGUUCAAGUGUUUAACGCCCCCAUCUCUCUCUCUCUCUCUCUCUCUCUCUCUCUCUCUGUCUCUCUCUCUCUCUCUCUCUCUCUCUCUCUCUCUCUCUCAGAAAACAGUUUGGAUGCGGCUGACAAUAAUAGACACAGUAAACGCUGGAGUGGCACAGGGAACGGACUGCCAGUGGUACCAGAGAGGGCGCCUCCCUCACCCCUCAAAAAGAAGCACUCCUCACCUGACCACAAAAAACAGCAGGAGACCCAACAAGAUCCAAAGCUCCACUCAAACCAGUCUUCCACUCAGAGUGUCGAUGCCAAGACCAAGCCUCCACCAUUGGCCCCCAAGCCCCAGCUACCCCCCAAACCUGAACUGGCCCCUAAACCCGAACUAGCCCCCAAACCCCAGAUAGACCCCCAGAGGUCUCCCAAGCGUGGGGGUCCGUACGCCCACUGUAAUGGGGAUGCUCGUGGGGGCCACGCAGGUCUCCUGGAGAUAGACACCAUGGAGCCAGAAACAAUGGAGUUUAAAUCAGUCACCUCGGGGGCGGGGGGGCCUCCGCUCGCCUCCCCCCUCAUCACGGCUGUACGGAAGAACCAGCAACCCCCUGCUGGACCUCAGGCUGUGGAGAACAGGCUCAGGCAAGAGAAUGGGCCUAAAAUAGAGAACGGUUCUAAGCAAGAGAACAGUUCUAAGAUAGAGAACGGGACUCCUAACGUGCUUCCUAAGGAUCGUGUUCUGGUCACUGCUGACAAGCAGACAGCCAUGGUUGAAACUAAAACAAAUAGGAUUUCCAUGCUGAAGGGUGAGUUCCGAAACGGGGUUGGGGUGGACCCCCCGAAAAAGCUGCAAAGCUUGUCCCCCAUUCCACGUUCGGCUUCAGGAGAUGAAAUCAGGAUAAGCCUUACCACCCCUCCACCACUCUCUCCCAGAACUUCCCCUCCUUCUCUUCAUCCCCUAACAGUCCUCCCCAUCCCGGUCUCACCGAAAGAGAAAGAGGGGGUGUCCCCCCCGAACGGCCUCCACCCCUGGGGCAGUCGCAAUGGGAGCGCUCAGUCCGGGAGGAAGGUCUCUCUGAGUCAUGAGAACCUGUCGCCCAAAAACGCAGACGGCCCCCACAGUCUGACAACCUCCCUCACCAUUUCCUCCUCUAAAGGGACAGCGGGAGGCCCAGAGAGCACAGGGAGGUCAGGGUCAGGUUCAGACCUGAGGGUCAGUUCGUCCAGCCUGGGGGGCCGUCUGCCUACCUCAGCCCUGAGAGGGAGGAUCCAGGCCCUGCCCUGGUACAUGACCCGCUCCCAGGAGAUCCUGGGCACCCUGGACUACCCCUCCACCAGCUCUGUCAACGAGGAUGUCACAUCCGGGUACGGCUCCGGUCUUUCGGUCAGCGGAGCCUCCGAGGUCAGCAAGGUCACUGCCAAGGCAGUAGGUGAGACUGCAGCGGGUAAAGGGAAGAAGGAAGUGCUGGAGGAUGGAGCUGAGGUCGUCAUAGCGACCAUCAAAGAGUUCCAGGAAGUGACUCCCCGUGUGAAGGAGGCCAAUGGGACGAAUGGGUCGCACCCCAACCAGACCCUGAGAGAAAAUGGGGCGCACGUCUCUGAGCCCUAUGGGUUUCUGGGCUCCUGCAAGUCAGAGCAGCCCCAGUCCAGGCCCCACUCAGAGGUGGGGUUAGGGGGUGGUUCAGGCCCACCCCUAGAGGGGGACUCUCUGGUGCACACCCCUCCCCAGGCCCACCACGAGGCGUGUGGCUGCCGCACCGUCUACGCCAACUGCUUCAGCGGCGACGUGGAGGACGGCUGCGGCUUUGACGAGGAGCUCACAAUCUACGAGUUCUCCAAACGCACGCGCCCCAAACAAGCCCGCUCUACACCCCUGCCCUCCCCCACCUCCCCUGUCCCCUCCCCCAACAUCCUGUCCCUGCUGAGGGACACCCCUCGCCCUCUCUCCACUCUCUCCACUGCCUCCUCAGAGUUUAGCCCCCUCCUGUCCCACCCCAUCUCCCCAACGCCUCCUAUAGGCGCCCUGUGCUCCCUCACCAACAAACGCUACGUAGGGCUGAAGGGGGGCUUUGCCUCCCUGAGGCAGGACAUCGAUCAGCUAUGCCUGGUCCUGGAGAGAGGCACGGCUGGGCCACCACCAUCAUCAGAACCCUCCAAAACAGACCAGGAUGGGUGUAGAGAAGGGGGACCCAACCCAAACCAAGACGUGGGGCAAGAGGAGGGUCCGACCCCGUGCUGUGGAGGGGCAAGUCCUCUGCCCAUGACAGAGGCUGAGAGGAGUUUACUCCAGGCAGAGGCCCGGCGGUUGGCAACAGGGUGCCAGCGUGCCACACGUGUGGGCUGGGCUCCGGAGGAGGCGCUUCGUUCCUUAUCCAACAGCUUUAGUGCUCUUGUGCAGCUCUCCGCAGCCUGCCUGAGAACACACCCCUGUCCUGGCUGUGACAUCUGCCACAAUGAGGGUCAGAUCCAGAGCACUGAUGAUGAGGGCCAGGAGGAGGCUCUGGACAAGCUGAAGGAGAUCGUAGGGCUGUACCGGGAAUUUGUUGGGGCUGUGGAGACGGCUGAAACCAGGGCUGGGGCUGGCGGUGGGACUGGGUCUGGGGAUGGACAGGGGCAGGGAGAGGGUGAGGGGGUGAGGCUGCUGGCCAAACGCUGCACGGUGCUCAUCUCUUCCGUCUUUGCGCUCACGCAGCUGUUCAGGACGCACUCGCCGGACACCACAGACCUGGCAGGUCAAACACAUCUCCACUUUUGA